This is a messenger RNA of Cucurbitaria berberidis CBS 394.84, 755 nucleotides long. RefSeq names its product YggU-like protein. The record is from RefSeq and is a predicted model, not a curated record. Gene Ontology annotation, cellular component: cytoplasm. NCBI's taxonomy places the organism in Eukaryota, Fungi, Ascomycota, Dothideomycetes, Pleosporales, Cucurbitariaceae. The transcript has 2 exons. The coding region runs from base 258 to 632 and encodes 124 amino acids.
GCCCUGUUCUAAUCGCCAGCCAGCCAGCCAGCCUUGGACAGCGAAAGGGCCGUGUCGCGGCCUCUCCGCCUAGUCCGUCCCACAGCUAGGACGGGUUCCUUCGGCUCUGGCGUCAACCAUGCCCAACGCGAACCCAGCUGACCAUGCUCAUAUACACCCAUUGACUGCUCAAGACGCCUAUCACAUGCCCUCCAUCCCGGGCGUCAAACCCUGAGGCCUGUACGAGCUUAUGCGCGAAUUGCCGUCAACCAGAGGACAUGAUCCAACGAGCCUGUGCUCCAGCCAUCCGUUUCGUUGUAGCAAAGGGAGCCAAGGGCCAGAGCGCUACAGUUUUACAUCUCAGCUGCCAUGUCAAGCCAGGGGUAAACUCGAUCCGAGAAGGCGUGGCAUCUGUGUCAGAUGAGAGCAUCGAAGUCUGCGUAGCCGCGCAGCCAAGAGACGGAGAAUCGAACAAGUCUGUUAGACAAGUCAUUGCCGAUGCACUCGGGGUGCCCAAAUCCAAUGUCACAAUUACCAAGGGGAUGAAAAGUCGGGAAAAGACGGUCGCUGUAGAUUUUGCGGAAACAAAGGGCACAUUAGAAGACGAGGUCGAGCGGAUUAAGAAUAUGUUAUUAGGAAGCGCGAGUCGUUAAGGACUGUCAUAUGUACAUUCAAGCGCAUUGAAUCCCAAGCAAUCAGGUCCAUAGGUACCACCCUGCACCUGACCAAAGACCUUAUAUCCCUCUCCCUCGCCAGCAGGGCAAGCUACAAAGCCC